Orbilia oligospora ATCC 24927 is the source of this 669-nucleotide messenger RNA. RefSeq lists its product as uncharacterized. Gene Ontology annotation, molecular function: methylated-DNA-[protein]-cysteine S-methyltransferase activity. The transcript is spliced from 2 exons. Gene Ontology annotation, biological process: DNA repair. Lineage: Eukaryota; Fungi; Ascomycota; Orbiliomycetes; Orbiliales; Orbiliaceae. Bases 1 to 669 code for a protein of 222 amino acids. The record is from RefSeq and is a predicted model, not a curated record.
AUGCCAGCAGUCAGAACCCUCGCGUCUCUCCCAUCGAGAACCAGGAAACCCUUGGCCACAGCUUGUGGAAUGGAUGUAUCUAUCGCGACCGCCGGACCAGCCAGUCAAAAGAAAGGGUCGAGGGCAGUACAAUGGGCGCCUAUUACACUCCCUUCGAGGUCGAAGAGCUUGAAGAGUAUGGCUGACAAUAAACUUCGUACUUCGACAUUUGCUACUACCUCAAAAACUACAACAAUGAAGACUGUUAAGACUAGCUCGCAGGAGGAUGAAGGGAAAGAUCUUAACAUCGGACCGGCACAUCCUGAAAAUACAUUUUUGAUUCCGGGGGAUACGGAUAUUACAGACUAUCAAAAGAAAGUCUAUGCUCUCCUCCUCCAAAUCCCACCAGGCAGAAUCUCAACCUAUGCUCACCUAUCCGCUGCACUUUCUUCAUCACCUAGAGCAGUCGGUAAUGCUCUGCGCCGCAACCCAUAUGCGCCAGAUGUACCAUGUCACAGAGUAAUUGCUACAACAGGGUAUAUAGGCGGAUUCAAAGGUGACUGGAACGAUGCGCCUAGUGGCAUUAACAUCGAACUAAAGAUGGAGCUAUUGAAAGACGAGGGUGUCACGUUUGAUAAGAACGGUUUCAUCGAAGAGAAAGGGAAGAUAUGGAAGGAUUUUGACGUUUAA